AUGUCUGCUCAAGAGUUCUUCGACAAACCCUUCGACAAACACAAUGAGGUGCGGCAAACCGACGAAAAGACCGGCGGUCUCCCUCCCAAACCUGAAGUCCGAGGCAGUUUCUGGAGUCGUUGUCACGAUCGCUGGGCACUGGUUGCUUUCCUCACCAGCUUUACCGUAUAUCUCUUCUUGAGCAUAUAUUGUCUGUACAAAGUGGGGACAGAUUAUGACGAUGUGACGGACAUUGAUGUGCCAGGUGACUGGCAAGAGUCGAGCAGCGGGACAACUUCUAGCUCGGGUGGAGUUGAUUAUGGCGAGGCAUUUACAAAGAAUGUAUUCGCGCUCGCUUCCGCCGUGGCCGUUGGGCUCAGCUUUGGACUUUUGUUUUUUGUGAGGUACUUUCCAACAGUCACGAUCAUCAUUGGCCCAGUGAUAUCCCUCCUCUACAUGAUAGGUGCUACGGUCGGCUGUAUCUACCUGAAGAUCUGGGGCGAAGCCGCUAUCUGCGCUGCAACUGCCGCCUUGAUCGUAUUAUGUCUGUUCAUGUUCAUGUCGAGGUAUAGGCUUGCGAGAGACUUGCUCGAUACCGCCAAUCAGGCCGCUAAAGCGCAUUGGUCGGUCUUCUGGACAGUUCUCAUUGGCAUCUUGGUUCAAGGAUUGAGUUCCCUCUGGAAUAUCGCUACGUUCAUAGCAGUGUUUCUCGUUUUUGAACCAUGGCAUCAAGGAUGCGACGAUGGAGACUAUUGUUCUGCUGGCAUGACCUGGGUACUCCUGGUCUGUGUCAUCAUCGAGUACAUGUGGAUAUCCGCAGUUAUCAGUAACAUCACGUUGACUGUCAUGGCCGGCGGACCUUAUGCUCUUGUUGACGGGUCGCUGAAGGUUGAUGAAUGGUGGAACUGGCUGAUUCUCCUCUACUCUUUCAUCCUCGCGCUCAAUAUCGGUCUCGCUCUGACAUCCGCACUCGAAGCUGGUGUGACGACAGUCUUUGUAUGCCUCGACAAAGAUCCAGACUAUCUGAAGCAGCGCAAUCCCCGUUUCUAUGAUGACCUGUGCGCACACCCCGAUUGCUAUUCGAUAGUGAUGCCAGAGGCAAAUCAGCCCUUACAACGGCGAGAAAAGGCUUAA
Molecule: messenger RNA, 1113 nt
Organism: Cryptococcus amylolentus CBS 6039
Lineage: Eukaryota; Fungi; Basidiomycota; Tremellomycetes; Tremellales; Cryptococcaceae
Exons: 10
Coding region: 1-1113 (370 amino acids)
Biological process (GO): transmembrane transport
Cellular component (GO): membrane
Molecular function (GO): transmembrane transporter activity
Source: RefSeq, a predicted model, not a curated record